AUGAAGCUUGGAAUGUGGACUAUACUCUUACUCAGUUUUGUGACUCAUGGAGCUUGGGCGAGUGCCCAAUAUCCUUAUGCUGCUGCACUAGGAGAUACAGACUUAACAGAUUAUGAGGCGAAUGAAGGUUCAGGCGAGGAAGAAACACCGUACUUCUUAAUCCCGUGGCAAUCCUUUUCCAAUAUCCAACUUGGAAUGGAAUGUUCGACGAAAACGUCGACCAAAUCCGAAGCAACGUCUUUUUUCUGUAUCGUGGCUCAGUGUCCUUGCACCCCGGAAUUCUGCCUCGAAACUUUCCCAAAGGCGCCUUCCUCUUCAAUUCUUGGUAGUGCGCUUCCUUGCCCAAACAACCCAAAAAGUACUACUCCACCCAAUAAGAGAUCGAUUACGACUAUCAAAAAAACCCCACCCAAAGAAAAUGCAAAUCGAACAGCUUCGCGGUCACGGAAACUGAGAAAAUCAGUCACUAGGAUGAGUGAAAAGCGAGGAGAUGCAGCCCCACUGCAGCCACCACAUUUGGGUCUUCCGUUCAUUCACUACAAUUUUUUCACAAGAAGAGUUACUCCUUUGAUAGUUCACCAGAACAUAGCACCAUCAACUGCACCGACUACUGCAUAUGAACCCCUGCAAUCUCCCAAAGAUAAAGCGAUCGGAAGAACGUCAACUACGAGAAAAUCACUAGGAGUUGUAUCUCGAAAGCGUCAGUCCAAUAGCUUCAAAAAGAAGCCUUCAAAUACCACACCUCCCAAAAAGACAAUAACAUUGGCUACAAUAUUAUUAGGACAUAUCCAAACUCUAAAAAAUCCGUCAAAGUCACCGUCUAAAAGCAAAAGUGAACGAUCUGUUAGGGAAUCCAGUCCUUUUCAUGGUUCAGCAGCAAGAGGCGAACGAACGAAAAGAGACGCCGGAUUGAGCAUUUCGAGGCGUUCCCAGUUACGUAUUCUAACUUCAAAACAAACCUCUACAGCGUUACCGUUGACUGCAAGACCGGCAUCGUCUGAGCAUGGAAAAAAGUGGGCCUCCGGUCAACAUCAAGUGACAACGAGGAUGAUGCCUAAGGAUGUUGAUGGUCCUUCUGCAAUGCCUAACAGAACUUGGAAUGAGAGUUUACCUUUUCAAGCCUUUUCCUUAGCAACAAUGACAGCAAAGAUGCAGAGGCACAAUUCGACUUCCAGAAUCUACUCCUCCAACACAACUAAGCCAGGAGUUUCAAUAGCUACAGAUGCACAUAACACCACCGUGCCGUCUGCAGACUCCGAUGCGUCUGUUGGUCUUACAUCACAAAAGACGUCAACUUCAUCAGAAAGCCAAUGGAAGUCUUCCAGUUCCCUCUCAUCGCAGUCUCGUCGUAUUGAUCCUGGAUCACCUUCUAGCCUUAAUCCGAUUGCAGUACAAAGCAUCUAUUUUCGGACAACUGCCAAAUAUCGUCUUCCAUCAGGGCAACUCACAAUGCCUGAAAACCCUCCACCUAUAGGUUCAAGAACAUCUCUAAAUGCCAGCACUGAUACCACACGACUGAUUACUAGCCCAGCAACUACCCCUCUGUCGUCCUUGAUCUCCAGAGCUGGUACCACUAAGAAGUCCACCCCCACGGACGCAGCCAAAAGCACCGCUACAAGCACAGCUGUACGCAAAAACCAUGAGACCACUGCCACUGCUUCACUUUCAUCACCUUCUACUUUGAAGUCCUUCAAAAGCAGAUCAGAAACAACAAAAGCUGAGAAAUCUACAACAAGUACUGGUGCAACACUGCUGACUACAAGCGCAUCAGCAACGCCUCAGUCUGCUUCGACCUAUGGCUCUAGUACCACUAGCAAGCCAACAUCAGUGGGAGCAAAUGAAAGCACCACUACAGACGAGCCCGCUGCCCUUACGUCGACUUCUCCAACUCGCGCUGUCAUGUCCUCCACGAAUUCACCGAACGUGACAGAAGCUAAGCAAUAUACAACAAGCACACGUGCAGACGAAUACCCUACAAGCACCAUCCCUACAUCGACUCGAAUUGUACCUUCCAGGACGAUGCCAGCACAGUCGACUGAAGCUGAGCAACCAGCAACGAAUACCGAUAGUGGAACGGUUAUUAAAACUAUUGUAACAAUGCCGCAAACAGCAACAGUCUAUAGCACUAUGGUCCCAUUGAAGACGACAGUUCUAGAGCGAGACAGAACCACAACACGUGAGGAACUUACAAAUUGCUUCUUCGGUUUGUCUUACGUUAAGCGAAAGCUCACUGUCGACAGAUUAGCAUCAGUGAUUGAAAGCUCCACAGCAACUCCAGAUGCACUCUUCCCUCAUGGUGUGAGUAUUAUAAAGGAGAACACGACCUCUUCUUCUUCACAACAUACAACGCCCUCCCCUGGCGUGUUGACAGAAGCUGAACACUCUGCAGCAAGUGGUGCUUACACUACAAUGCCGAUUACAAGCUCCGAAACGAUGCCGCAAUCGUCCUCGAUCUCUGGUGAUCUAACAACCGGCAAAUCCGCAACUCUGGCUGAGAGCACUACCACAAGUACUGUUACAACACUGCCUAUCACAAGCCUCAGAACAGAACACGAGACGACAAGGAUUCAGGAAACUAGUGCCACUAACAAGCACACAGCAUCGGAAGAAGCAAAUAGCACCACAACAAGCACAGUUGCAGGUGAACAUCAUGUAUACUGUCACUACUGUGACAACUCUACUGUCACUUCGUCACCUGCUUCAUCUCACAGUAGCAAAACACCCAACACCUCCUCAGAAUUGACGAAAGCUGGGCAAUCGACAACAAGUAUUGUUGCAACACUACAGACUAGAAGCUCUGCAUCAAUGCAUCAGUCCUCCAACACUUAUGAAGCUACUGAAACCAGCAAGCCCACACCACAGGGAGCAGUAGAAAGUAUCACUACAAGUAAGCAUCAUACAGGCACUGUCACUUCCUCACAUCCUUCAACUCACAGCAGCGAAUCGUCUAAGUACGCCACAGAAUUGACGGAAGCUGAACAAUUCACGACAAGUACUGAUGCAGCAGUGGCAGUUACAAGCCCAAGAAUAACGGAGCACCUCUCCUCGGUUCAUGGAACCAGUUCAGAAGGAAUGUCCACAACACUGGAAACAGCUGAAAAGACAAGUUCAAAAAAGGGCUCGACAGAUCUGAAAACAAGUUCUGUAACAGUGCAACAGUCGUCUUCAAUCCACAGCGGUAGUGUAACCAACAAGUCCACAACAUUGCAAAGGACCAAAAGCGUCACUACAAGCGAACGCCUCACAAGUACCGGCUUCAACCCGGCUUCUUCACGCUCUUCAAAGAAGCCGUCAGAAUCGACAGAAGCCGCAUCAUCUACAACAAGAGAUAGAACAACAGUGGUUACAAGGUCCAAAACAGUACCGCUUACCAUCUCUAUCUAUGACGCUAUUGUCACUAACAAAUCCACACCGCUGGAAACAACUGAAAGGGCUACCACAAGUACAGUUGCUCAAAAACACUAUACAACAAUUGGUACUCCAUCGAUUCCAUCAUCUCGAAGUACGCUCUCCUCCAAGAAUACAUCGGAGUUGAUUGAGACUGAACAACCUGCAACAAGUAGCUGA
Molecule: messenger RNA, 3567 nt
Organism: Haemonchus placei
Lineage: Eukaryota; Metazoa; Nematoda; Chromadorea; Rhabditida; Trichostrongylidae
Source: the annotation of a GenBank genome assembly